This is a messenger RNA of Bombina bombina (fire-bellied toad), 1299 nucleotides long. It is a transcript of the gene ERICH6, whose product is annotated as glutamate rich 6. The record is from RefSeq and is a predicted model, not a curated record. Lineage: Eukaryota; Metazoa; Chordata; Amphibia; Anura; Bombinatoridae. The transcript has 11 exons. The coding region runs from base 1 to 1299 and encodes 432 amino acids.
AUGGCUGUUUCCGACAGGCAUCUCUACUCUUCCUUAUCAGAUGGCCUAAGUGAGCUAAGCAUCCUUUGUGACAUGGAGUUCAGCUCUGAUUACUUUGCAUUUUUUGAACAACCCCUGCGGACCUUGCUAUGCAUUGGGCCACCUGCCAUUUUGGCCUACAAGCGAGAAUCUUCAGAAGAUGAAAGAUUGCAUGCAAUGAUGCAGACUUUAAGGGAACAAUCUGAGAAUGAAGAAUGUGAGUUCUGUGGAAAACCAUUGAAGCCGCUUCCUAUGCCUGACAUGGGAGUCAGUGGCGCAGACAAGUCUUCCUCAGCUGAGCAAUUUUGCUGCACACAGUAUAAGAAUGUGUGCGAAUUUCUCUUCAAAGAACAAAAACACAUAUUUAACAAAGAUGAAAUUGAGACAAUCUCUAUUACUCCUCAUGCUCCUUUUGGAUCUGAAGUUGAGAGAAAAAAAGCAAAGGAAAAAACUGCACAAAGGCUUCGUGAGAGGCAAAUGGCCAAAAUGUUUGCAUCUGUGGAAAAGGAGCCUACUACUUCAUAUACUGAAUAUGGGAAACCAAUGAAAACCCUUUCUUACCAGCUUUCCAAUGCUCCUCCAGUUGGGGACAACUGGACUAUUGUCCCUGAUUCUGCAGCCCCUGAUUCUGUUACAAAUGGAUAUUUUGGCCCUAAAUCUGCAGAAUGGACAUCAGAUGUAAACACGAUGGACCCCGAGUUGACUUGCUAUGACUUCACAAUACAUGAAGAAAAGAUGAUGCCAGCACAAUUUACAGAAAAGUACUACAAAAAUGGAAAAACAUUUCUCAUGGUGUUUCCAGAUGGAACUACUCAAAUAUUCUAUCCAUCUGGUAACCUUGCAAUUAAUGUUAUUGCAAGUAAAGGAAAAGAAACUAUCUGCAUAGUUCAAGAGGAUAAAGAACACAAUGCAGACAUCCUGGCAGUGCUCAGUUCCUAUGGAAAAGCCACUUGUUAUCAUCCAAAUGGAGUUGUAUGGAUAAAUAUAAACCCAGUGGGCGGACAGUACUUGGACCUCACAGGCAGAAGAAUAAAAAGAUGGAAAUGGAAAAAUGAUGCAUUUUCAAAUAACUCUGUUCUUUUCAAACCAAUCUUCAUAUCCUUGAACAACCAAGUUGGUGUCAGGAUUCUGUCAAAAGAGAAAAUAUUAGUCACUUUCUUGGCAAUGGGCAAGCAAGCUAAAUUUAAUAUUGGAAGUAAAAGUCAAACAAAACAGCUAGAGGUUAUCAGUAUAAAUCCAAUGUGGAUGCAGCUUAGCUCAGACUCAGACUUCUCAGAGUAA